Chaetomium strumarium is the source of this 375-nucleotide messenger RNA. RefSeq names its product thioredoxin-like protein. Gene Ontology annotation, cellular component: cytoplasm; nucleus. Gene Ontology annotation, biological process: cellular response to oxidative stress. The transcript is spliced from 2 exons. Bases 1 to 375 code for a protein of 124 amino acids. Lineage: Eukaryota; Fungi; Ascomycota; Sordariomycetes; Sordariales; Chaetomiaceae. Gene Ontology annotation, molecular function: glutathione disulfide oxidoreductase activity. The record is from RefSeq and is a predicted model, not a curated record.
AUGUCCUUCAUCUUUCGAAGACUAUUCGGCACAACUUCUUCAGUAACCAUGGAAGCCGCUCAGAAGAAAGCGCAGCAGCUGAUCGAUGACAAUGCUGUCAUGGUCUUCAGCAAGUCGUACUGCCCUUACUGUAACAACACCAAGCGCAUCCUCGACGAGCUGAACGCUAAGUACAAGGCUAUCGAACUCAACCAAGAGAGCGACGGCGAUACAAUCCAGGACGCGCUUCAACAGAUGACGGGCCAGCGCACCGUGCCCAACAUCUUCAUCAACAAGGUCCACAUUGGCGGCAAUUCCGAUCUCGAGGACGUCGUUAAGAACGGCAAGAACGGCAAGAAGAUCGAGGAGCUGCUGAAGGAGGCCGGUGCUCUCUGA